UCAGUAAUACUGGAUGCACCCGUUCGCUGGUUGUUGUAGCAACCAGAGCAUCCGCCUUUCGUGUAAUAAUCACAGCAAGGGGAAAUCGGAUGACUUAGUUCGUAUUUUAUAUGGAAUACGAGUUAAAUCAGUGACAUGGGCGGAUGUGUUUAUGCUGCAGUUAUCUUAUUUGUACUUUUUGCUACCUUACCGUAGCUACUACGCACAUUUGAAUUGCCGAAAAACUGCAUUUCCCGUCCAGGACUAAUACCGUAGUUGUUCUGAAUUGUUGUCUAGCUACACUUUAUUCAACCAUGUCGGCGGUCAGUAGCCUUGUCCCCGCACGAUUUCUCACCAUCAUAGCUCACCUCGUCAUCGUGAUCACAAUCUUUUGGUCGAGGGAAAAUAAUGUGAAAGCUUGUUUGCCUUUGGAUUUCACACAGGAGCAGUAUGACACUGAGGACAGACAGUUGGUGGUGGCGUUAUCAGUGACUCUCGGUCUGUUUGCUAUAGAGCUGGCUGGUUUCUUUUCAGGAGUGUCCAUGUUCAACUGCAGCCAAGGCCUCCUUUCAACAGGAGUCCAUGCCAGUGCCUCAGUGGCUCUGCUUUUCUUUCUGUUUGAGCAGUGGGAGUGUCACAUCUACUGGUGGAUCCUCGCCAUCUGCAGUGUUCUACCUGCUUUAGUGGAGAUUCUUCUGUUCAUAGCCGUUUUUGGACUGAAGAAAAAGCCUUUAUGAAAGAAAGUCCGGAUGCAAGAUGGUGCAAACCGAGUGUGGAUGUAGACAUCUGUCUGACAUCUAAGAGAUAUACUGUAGCUACAGAAAAAGAGUGGAUACCAGACAUAUAUCGGUACAAAACACCAACAGUAAGGGAUGCAUAAAACACGCUUUUCAAAAUGUUUUUUAAUCUAUUUUUAUAUAUUUUGAAUAAAGUUGAUGCACCAUACGUUUUUACCUUAUGUCUAUUUUUUGUAUGUUGGAAUUAGAGUUUUUCGUUUAUAUAGUGUGUUUGUAUUGUUAGUUAGUCUGUAAAAGUAAAUAAAGCUUGUAAUUGUUUUGUUGCUU
Molecule: messenger RNA, 1043 nt
Organism: Oreochromis niloticus (Nile tilapia)
Lineage: Eukaryota; Metazoa; Chordata; Actinopteri; Cichliformes; Cichlidae
Gene: tmem107l
Product: transmembrane protein 107 like
Exons: 5
Coding region: 294-716 (140 amino acids)
Biological process (GO): non-motile cilium assembly; protein localization to ciliary transition zone
Cellular component (GO): MKS complex
Source: RefSeq, a predicted model, not a curated record